This is a messenger RNA of Rhizoctonia solani, 525 nucleotides long. Its product is annotated as cytochrome b5. The transcript is spliced from 5 exons. Lineage: Eukaryota; Fungi; Basidiomycota; Agaricomycetes; Cantharellales; Ceratobasidiaceae. Gene Ontology annotation, cellular component: endomembrane system; membrane. The record is from RefSeq and is a predicted model, not a curated record. Bases 1 to 525 code for a protein of 174 amino acids.
AUGUCUUUCGGCGGACUAACUGCAUCACUCCAAGAGCACCCAAUUAACGUGGUUUUACUAGGGAUAAUAUCCUACCAACUGUCCUCCCUGUUCCGUUCAUCCUCCGCUUCUUCGCAAUCUCAAGGCGACGUUCCAAGUUCAUACAACGAAUCAUACAACUGGAAGCCAGCAAAGCACCCUUCUUGUACCGUCUGGAAAAAAUAUACACCCGUAUCCCUUCAGCCCUUCAGCGGCCGUGAUGGUGGUCAGAUAUUAUUAGCUAUUGAUGGAAAAGUAUUCGAUGUAACCAACGGAAGGAAUUUCUACGGUCCAGAUGGUAUGUACGGAAACUUUGCUGGGCGCGAUGCAUCUCGAGGCAUGGCCAAGCAGUCCUUUGAUGAAGAUAUGUUAACUCCGGUUGACCAGCCCCUUGACAAGCUUGAGGAUUUGACGCGAGAAGAAGUAGCGAACAUGCAAGGGUGGGUUGAACACUUUACUGGGAAGUAUACAAUUGUCGGUGAAUUGGUCGAGAAUGGGGCAGACUAG